AUAAUAACUUCUGUGUAUAUCUCUAAGUAAAAUAUUGUCCUUUAAGUUAAUAAUGCAAUGGAUAUGUAUAGUUUAUAAAAUGUUGUUUUGAAAUUGGAAAUAAAAUUGUAUUCUUUUAUAGCAAAUGUAUAUUUCAGUAUCAUACUAUAUCUUUGAAAAUGUUAUGUAUUGUGUUUUGAUGAGGGUUAUAUUAAACGUGAAUGAACCGUAUACCUAUCCAGUACGAGAAACACAGUUGCCAAUCUAAAGUGUUUAAAUGCGACGGCAAAUGUCUUUUCAAUUUCCACAUGGACAUCGGGCUUUUAUUUACGACUGGUAAUUUGACAGUCGUUUCAAAAUUUAUGAAAAUCUCCUGAAAUAUGGAAGAAAAACCUUUGAAAGGGCAGUUAACGGAAAAUACAGACGUGAACCAAGAUGAGUUGAUUCUUCAGCAACAAAGGCGAAUCGAAAAGGAGAUUUCUGAAUCUAUUGCUUUAGUUGGAGAAAAAGAGUCGAUAAAAAGCUUGGAACGUGAAUACACAGAAGAUGAUGUAUAUCUUUCAAAAGCUAAAGCAUUGGGACAAAAAUAUUCUUACAUUAGAAGAACUAGGCCAGAUGGAAAUUGUUUUUUUAGAGCCUUUAGUUAUGCUUAUCUUGAAAAAUUAAUUGGAAAUAAGGAUGAAUAUGAAAAAUUUCGUGAACUUGCAUUAAAAAGUAAAGACUGUUUAGUAGCAUUAGGUUUUCCUCAAUUCACAGUCGAAGACUUCCAUGAUACGUUUAUGGAAGUAAUUGAUAAAGUAGGAGGAGACGCAGAAUCAAGUUACAUUGAACUGCAUAAACUUUUUAACGAACAAGGUUAUUCUGAUUAUGUUGUUGUUUAUCUUAGAUUAAUUACAUCUGGUCAAUUACAACGCGAAGCUGAUUUUUACCAGCAUUUUAUUGAAGGAGAACGCACUAUUUCAGAAUUUUGUCACCAAGAAGUGGAACCAAUGUAUAAAGAAUCUGAUCACAUUCACAUUAUAGCAAUGAGUACUGCUUUAGGAACAGGGGUACGAGUUCGUUACAUGGAUCGAGGUGCAGGAACUGAAGUAACUGCACAUGAUUUUCCUGAAGGUGCCACUCCAUCGGUUCAUUUACUGUAUCGUCCUGGUCAUUAUGAUAUUCUUUACCCUUGAUAAAUCUCAUACUGUAAUACUUUGGAAAGUCUGUUUCAUGACAAAAAUCACUUAUUUAGCGCAUUUCAUCUUGUGUAUGUAGUAAAAAUUCAUAGAAUUAUGAUUUGGUCAAAUACAAUGUAAUGUUACAGUUAUAAAUAAUUAAUUUAAGUUUUACAAUACACAUUGUGAAAUCAUGAAGUUUUAUGUGAACGAGGAAAGGUAUUUACAUACAUAUUGAAUCUUCUAAAAAAGAUGCGGGUUUAAAUUUAUUUCUGACGAUUGCUUUUUAAUUCUACUUAUAAAUGUAAGUAUGCAAAAUAAACAAACGAUUCAACAAAAAGUACAAAAUAUUAUUCCUCGUGUUCCAACUAAAAAUUUAAAUACAUAUACUUGUAUUGAUAUUAAAUUUUC
Nomia melanderi (Alkali bee) is the source of this 1547-nucleotide messenger RNA. Its product is annotated as ubiquitin thioesterase otubain-like. The record is from RefSeq and is a predicted model, not a curated record. Gene Ontology annotation, molecular function: ubiquitin binding; cysteine-type deubiquitinase activity. Gene Ontology annotation, cellular component: nucleus. Lineage: Eukaryota; Metazoa; Arthropoda; Insecta; Hymenoptera; Halictidae. Gene Ontology annotation, biological process: protein K48-linked deubiquitination.